UUACAGAACGUUCUCCUGGGAAGACUUGUGAUCUUUGCCACCUUUGUGACUUUAUGCAAUGCAUCAUGCUAUUUAAUACCCAAUAAGAUAGUUCCAGGAGAGUCAACCAAGGAAUGCACGGAUCUCAAAGGAAACAAACACCCAAUAAACUCGAGGUGGCGGACUGACAACUGUGAGAAAUGUGGUUGUGGAGAAAAACUAACCUCAUGUUGCUCUCUUGUUGCUAUACCUGUGAGUUAUGACACACAGAAGUGCCAGACAGUCUUUAAGAAGGAGGAAUGCAAGUAUACUGUGGUGGAGAAGAAGGACCCAAAUAGGCCCUGUGAUGUCAGUGCAUGGAUAUUGUAA
Saimiri boliviensis boliviensis (Bolivian squirrel monkey) is the source of this 348-nucleotide messenger RNA. RefSeq names its product beta-microseminoprotein A1-like. The record is from RefSeq and is a predicted model, not a curated record. Lineage: Eukaryota; Metazoa; Chordata; Mammalia; Primates; Cebidae.